AUGAAAUCUAAGAAAAUACAUAAAAACGACGGCCGACAAGGUUCACCACAUAUUAAAGGAAACCCACAACAAGAAGCAUCAAAAGAUACAUUAAAGACAAAAAUUAAAAUUAAAAAGCAAAGCAUAGAGAAGCAGCAUCAACAGCAGCAGGAGAAAAUCAAAGACUCAACGCCUGUUUCUUCAAGGAAGAAAAAAAAUGAUGCUAUUGAAGUUUCACGAGUUCCGGAGCCACUACCCGAGAUCCCUCGUACUGGCUUUAAAAUACUUCCAAUAAUAAUACCUUUCACGACAAAAGUCAUCAACGGCCCCCCUGAACCAACUCAUUACUGCUAUAUAAAACAGCACGAAACACGUAAAAAUAGCCCGGAUACUCCUAUCGACAGGGUUUUAUUCAUUUCAAACUUACCAGUAGACGCGACUAAAGAACAUAUAAAGCAUUUAUUCAAAGAAUGUGGGAAUGUGGAAAGUGUGAUUUUUCAAGGGGUGCUGAAAUUGCACGACGAGUACCCAAAAGAUAAUAAUUUGGAGGAGGAUGAAACAACGGAAGACGUAAAUAAUGAAGCUGUUGCUUCAUCGUUAAUAGAUGGAAAGAAAUCGAAAAAGAAAAAAAAAAAGAAGCAGCGGCAAAUAUUAAUAAAACUCGAGCAAAAGAUUAACAAUGCUGAAGUAGUAUUGAUGAGGCAAUUGCUAACCCAUGGUUCUUCGGCCCUUGUUAUCUUCGAGGAGAAAGAAGGUCUUACCAACGCUCUAAAUAUGAAACAAGAGAAAAGAAUAUGGAGUGCUGGUGUUGAAAAGAUUCCUCCUUUAGGACUAGAGAAAUGGAUACAAGAAUAUAAAUUGCUCCGAAAAUCUCCCGAUAUUCUUCAAGCGGAGGUUGAUAAAUUUAUGUUAGAAUACGAAGAAGCCGAAAAAGAACGACAACGAAAGUUGGCAGCUAACUUAAAUAAACCCGAUGAAGACGGAUUUAUUCUAGUGACUAGAACUGCCAGACGUAACAUUAAUACGGACGGUGGGAUUGCAGUAACUGCAGCCAAAGCCGAGGAUAUUAAAAAUCUUAAGCCAAAAAAACGAGAGUUAACUGAUUUUUAUCGAUUUCAAUUGCGUGAGACUAAAAGAAACAAACUGAUUGAAUUACGUAAAAAAUUCGAGCAAGACAAACAGAAAAUCGCACAGUUAAAAGCCGCAAGACGAUUCACACCUUAUUAA
Molecule: messenger RNA, 1206 nt
Organism: Ambispora leptoticha
Lineage: Eukaryota; Fungi; Glomeromycota; Glomeromycetes; Archaeosporales; Ambisporaceae
Source: the annotation of a GenBank genome assembly